AUGGCUACAGCUGAAGCGCCCGCAAGAGUGCAUGAUCGCAACGGUCGGCGUCGCCCCUUCGCGAGUUGGAUGAAACGACUCGCAAGCCUUAAAAGCUCCUCAGAUUCCGGCUCAAACCGAUGGACUCAUAAGCGACAUGCGAACUCUAAGGGGAAAAAGAAUGGGGGGCAAGGCAACAAUCCAUACCCUCUGUCAGGCACGAUCGGCCACUCGAAUAGAAGCGAUUCAUACUCGGAAAGUGGCGACCGUGAUCUGAAUGAGUCUCAAUCGCGGAGUGAUCCUUCCCUGGUGUACUCAGGGUAUGAGAAUCCAGUGACCGCAAGAAGCGCCAAGUCGGCUGCUCCGACUGUAUCCACGAACGGCGACACCGCGAUCUCGGAUGCAGAGUAUUCUAAGGCAGGGACAAUGGCGACUGGGGGCGGGGGUGUGAGUUCGCAUGGCGGAGGAGAAGGCAGCACUUUCUCAUCGCCCGCCCCUUCGGUUCGCUCAUUGACCACUACACUGACAACGGUACAAUCCGCGGCACCGUCUACCCAGCUUUACACUGCACAGAAUACACAGCCUGGGCCGACACAUGGAGCAUCGACACAACAUUCCGGUCCGCAACAGGUGCAAUUCUCGCAUCAGUUUCCCCCGUCGUCUUCUCCUGCGACAGCAGUCCCCUCCCAUCUGGUUCCUCACAGUCAAUCGAUGACUUACAAUACUGCGAUCGCAAACAAUGCCUUGAACGAUAACGCCUCAAUUCUGACCCUCGCAAGCUCAUCGAAGCGACGCCGCCGCAACUCCUUGGACACAAAUGCCUCUGUGCGGGCAUUGGCGCCUUCUUCGGUCUUUGGCGGUAGCCGGGAAAGCUUGCCACUGAGUUUGCUAAGUGGUAGCGUAGUCGAAUCCUCGAGCGCGUCGGCCUUCAACGUUCAAGGAGUACCGGCUCGACCGAGUAUUGUUGGGCUCGCAAGUGCUGAGCGAAUAAGUGUGUAUUCCUCACCCGGAACGGCUGCCCUGGGCACCAGUGGCGACCGCAAUUUCCAUGUCCCCCGACCGAGCCAAGUCGCCGGUGACGGAGCAAGUACUCGCGGUGGCGCUGCUUCUCACGCCCGGAAUGACAGCACAGCUGCCAGUAUCAGUGGUGCUGUCAAUAGCCCUUACUUCAUUACAUCGGGCCGUGUCAGCCGUCGCAGUUCCGGGUGGGGAGAAAUUACUGAUGAAGGAUAUGGGGUCAAGAUCGGCGAUUCCUUGGACGAGACCACGCCCAAGGCAGAGGUUACAUUCCACGAAGAGCCCGAAUUGAAAUGA
Messenger RNA from Penicillium oxalicum, 1293 nucleotides. RefSeq lists its product as uncharacterized. Bases 1 to 1293 code for a protein of 430 amino acids. The transcript is spliced from 2 exons. NCBI's taxonomy places the organism in Eukaryota, Fungi, Ascomycota, Eurotiomycetes, Eurotiales, Aspergillaceae. The record is from RefSeq and is a predicted model, not a curated record.